Rhineura floridana is the source of this 1284-nucleotide messenger RNA. RefSeq names its product sterile alpha motif domain containing 5 (gene SAMD5). Lineage: Eukaryota; Metazoa; Chordata; Lepidosauria; Squamata; Rhineuridae. The transcript has 4 exons. The record is from RefSeq and is a predicted model, not a curated record. Gene Ontology annotation, molecular function: protein binding. Bases 717 to 1277 code for a protein of 186 amino acids.
GGAAAACGCUUUCUCCCUUCCCCUCGCGCCAGGCUGACGAGAAGGGACAACAAGCGACGAGGCUGUUGCAUGCACAGGCGAGCGCCUGGAGAGCGUGUUCAGGUCCUCCCUCCCCACCUUCACAUGGGGCGAGAUUAAAAUCCAGGCUCGCGCGCACAGCCCCAGCAGCCAGUAAACGGCGUCGCUCAGGCCAGACUGAGGGGCGAAGGCAGGUGAGCCCGAAGAGGGGAAUGAAGGUGCCAAAGCGAUAAAAGCCACAGGAGGGGAAAAGGAAACCAACAGCCGAGAGAGCAACGGGAGAGCGGGGACGGCGAGAGACUGGCAACGAGAAGCAGUCGCCUGAGUGUGCUAUGGAUAUGGGACCAUGCAAGGAGCUCUGGGAGAUGGACGGCCGCUCAAGCAAGCCCUCCUGAGAGCCAGAGGCUUCCGGGGUGGAUGACUGAAGAGGGACUUAAACCACAAGGCUGGCUUAGCAGGCGAGUCGCCUGAGAUUUGCUGCUGCUGCUGCUACUGCUGUUUAGGAUUUAAUUGCUCGUUUCUCCCCCGGGUAUGGCGUUUUGUUGACCGUGAGUUUCGGCGUUCCUCUCCACUGAUGUCUGUUGCAUCUGGAUUUUGUUCUUGGGGAUUUCUUUUUCCGCCAGAGGAGCUGCUUGGGCCGUCCAAAGUUGCAGUUUGUUCCUAAUUCAGCCUUCCCUCCUUCCCUCCUUCCCUCCAUCAUGUGCGCCAACAUAGUCUACGAGUGGCUGAAGACCCUGAAGCUCUCUCAGUACGCCGAGUCUUUUGUGGAUAAUGGCUAUGACGACCUGGAAGUGUGCAAGCAAAUAGGGGACCCGGACCUGGACGCAAUCGGGGUGUCGAUGCCACAACACAGGCGCCUGCUCCACGAAGCCGUGCAGAGGCUGAGGGAGGAAGACGAGACCACAGCCGGGCUCUACUUCACCUUGGAACCUCAGUCGCCACAGCCGGGCUUGCCUUUGCCGGAGAUCUAUACCAGCCACCUGGUGGAGCAAUACGAGACUAAGACUUGGAAGGAGCCUCCUCCUAAGCAUCAGGGGAACAAGAAGAGAAUCCCUCGGAAAGUGGGGGCCCACAGCCAGGACCUGAUUACCUAUCCCAAACUCAAAUUGAAAAUCAUGAUUAGGGAUAAACUCAUCCGUGAUGGGAUCAACCUCAGCAAGCCCCCAUACUCCAACAAGAGACAAACUGCCUGCUUCCUUGAUGACAUCUUGCUGUUUUGGUUAGAGAAUAUAAAGAUACUUGCAAUUUCAGAUACAUGAAUACCCC